Lathyrus sativus (Indian pea) is the source of this 936-nucleotide messenger RNA. The record is from the annotation of a GenBank genome assembly. Lineage: Eukaryota; Viridiplantae; Streptophyta; Magnoliopsida; Fabales; Fabaceae.
AUGGAAGAAAUUGAACACAAGUUCGUGAAUGUGGGAGAUCUCAAACUCCACGUAGCUCAAAUUGGAACCGGUCCAAACGUCGUCGUAUUCCUCCACGGCUUCCCUGAGAUAUGGUACUCCUGGCGCCACCAGAUGAUAGCCCUCGCCGCUGCCGGAUUCAGAGCUAUCGCUCCCGAUUACAGAGGCUAUGGCCUUUCCGAUCCACCACCCGAACCUGAAAAGACCACCUUCUCUCAUCUUCUCGACGACCUCCUAGCUAUUCUCGACGCUCUUUCUCUUUCCAAGGUGUUCAUUGUUGGAAAAGAUUUUGGAGCUCCUCCUGCAUAUUUGUUUUCCAUUCUGCAUCCGGAAAGGGUAUUGGGAGUUAUUACCUUGGGAGUUCCAUAUGCUCCACCACGACCGGCUACUUAUCAUAAAGUCCUCCCGGAAGGUUUCUACAUUUUGAGAUGGGCGAAACCAGGAAGGGCGGAGGCUGAUUUUGGACGCUUUGAUGCAAAAACUGUUGUUCGAAAUGUUUACAUCCUUUUCUCAAAGAGUGAAAUACCUAUAGCUGUUGAAAACCAGGAGAUCAUGGAUUUGGUUGCACCGGAUACCCCUCUUCCGUCUUGGUUCACUGAGGAAGAUCUUGCAACAUACGGAGCUCUGUAUGAAAAAUCUGGAUUCCAAACUGCAUUGCAGGUUCCAUACAGAUCAUUUGGUGAAGAUUUUAACUUGCCGGAUCCUGUAGUCAAAGUUCCAGCACUCCUGAUAAUGGGUGGAAAGGAUUAUGUUUUCAAGUUUCCAGGGAUUGAGGAUUUAACAAAGGGUGAAAAGGCCAAAGAGUUUGUUCCUAAUCUGGAGGUAACGUUUAUUCCAGAGGGAACCCAUUUUGUUCAAGAACAAUUUCCAGAACAGGUGAAUCAGCUUAUCCUUGCCUUCCUUGCCAAGCACACUUGA